AAUCAUAACCUCUCCAACUCCCAAAAAUCAUCACUAAACAUCGUGUUAUGGCAACAGUACGAUCUAUCUUAUCUGCCAACCUAACCAAACAAACCUUCGACGCGAUGGUCACCUCCAAAAAAAUCAUCCUCGGGAAACAUUUCGAUGGCAUGCCCCAAGAAUCCGACUUUAAAAUCGUCGAAGAACAACUACCCCCUCUUAAAGAUGGAGAAUUCCUUGCAGAGGCGGUUUUUCUGAGUGUGGACCCUUACAUGAGGGCAUACGCACACAAUAUGAACCCCGGCGACGUCAUGGUCGGCACCCAGGUGGCUAAAGUGGUGGAAAGCAAAAAUAACAACUACCCGGUUGGGGAGCACGUGGUGGGGAAAUUCGAUUGGAGGACUCACACGAUCUCCUCAGGCCUCGCCAGUGAGGUAGCAGGAGCAGGGAACGCCCCCGCCCCUUACGUCAUCCCCAACUUAAGCGGUCUACCCUUGUCGUACUGCUUGGGGGUAUUAGGGAUGCCUGGAUCCACCGCCUAUUUCGGGCUUCUCGACAUCUGCGAACCCAAACCAGGCGAAGUCGUCGUGGUUUCAGGGGCGGCCGGCGCUGUCGGGAUGAUCGUAGGCCAAAUCGCCAAAAUCAAGGGUUGCAAGGUCAUCGGGAUCACCGGGUCCGACGAAAAAGGGCGCCAUUUGGUCGACGUGUUAGGGUUUGACGGGUACGCCAACUACAAGACCGACAACUUGGACCAGAAGUUAGGGGAGCUGGCGCCAGAAGGAAUUGACUGUUAUUUUGAUAAUGUUGCAGGUGAGAUUAGUACCACGGUGAUUUCACACAUGAGGGAGUUCGGACGGAUUUCGGUGUGUGGGUCGAUUUCGUCGUACAACCACGACGUGAAGGAUCCGCCCAAAGUUGGGGUGGUCCAAUUCUACAUGUACGAGAAUCAGCUAAUUAUGAAGGGGUUCCAGAAUUAUUUGUAUAAAGAUAGGGCGGCUGAGGCUUUUCGCCAGAAUUUGGACUGGAUCAAGGAGGGGAAGUUGAAGUAUAUGGAGACGGUCACCGAGGGGUUCAACAACAUGGUGAAGGCUUUUAUUGAGAUGCUGUCGGGGAAGAAUUUGGGGAAAGCUAUUGUUAAAAUGUGACUUUGUUUAUGUACUGUCCAAAUAUAUAUUUUUUGUUAUA
This is a messenger RNA of Zophobas morio, 1164 nucleotides long. RefSeq names its product prostaglandin reductase 1-like. The coding region runs from base 48 to 1124 and encodes 358 amino acids. Gene Ontology annotation, cellular component: cytoplasm. Gene Ontology annotation, molecular function: 15-oxoprostaglandin 13-reductase [NAD(P)+] activity; 2-alkenal reductase [NAD(P)H] activity. The record is from RefSeq and is a predicted model, not a curated record. The transcript is spliced from 5 exons. NCBI's taxonomy places the organism in Eukaryota, Metazoa, Arthropoda, Insecta, Coleoptera, Tenebrionidae. Gene Ontology annotation, biological process: prostaglandin metabolic process.